GACACUUCUCAUCAGAAGCAGAAACAGAAACAGAAACAAACCCUUUAUUUACCCUUAUCACCAGAUAAAAAAGAUUUAAUCUUUACCAUCUUUUUGUUCAUUAGUGAUUGAAUAAUCAUAUAUAUAAACUAAGGGUUUUUCCUCUUUUGCUCUAUCUCUGAACAACCCAUUUAACACAGCAGCCUCCACCAUUAUCAUCAUCUUCUACCACCUUAUCUUUCUAUGUUCUCCUCUUGAAAACCCAAAGAAAAAAGGGGCUUCUUUGUUCUUCUUUUUUUUCUUCCUUGGUGAGGGAACAUGGAAGCAGUAUUAACAAAGGGGCUUCUUUCUUUACCUUUAAAUCCUAAAACAAGGGUUUUCAACCAACAAAAUGGUCUUAGAAAUCGAUUAAACAUUGAAAAAACUAGAGCUCUUAAUGGGUUUAGUUCUUUAUCUUGUGGUAUUGGUGGCGAAGGGUUCCAGAAAUUUCAAGCUAUUAAUGGGGUUUACAAAAAAGAGAGGAAAUUGAAGGUUUCUUGUUCAGCUGCUUCUGCUGCUGCAGCUGAUGGAGGUGCUGGUUAUAUUGAAGAUGUGAAUAAUAACAAUACCCCAAAGCUAUUAGGUGUUGAGAUUGCAACACUUAAGAAGAUUAUCCCACUUGGGUUGAUGUUCUUUUGUAUUCUCUUCAACUAUACAAUUUUGAGAGAUACUAAAGAUGUCUUGGUUGUUACAGCUAAAGGAAGCAGUGCUGAGAUUAUUCCAUUUUUAAAGACUUGGGUUAAUUUGCCUAUGGCUAUUGGAUUCAUGGUUUUAUACACCAAGCUUUCUAAUGUCUUGUCAAAACAAGCUCUUUUCUAUACUGUUAUGGUUCCAUUCAUUGCCUUUUUUGGGGCAUUUGGGUUUGUUCUGUAUCCUCUCAGCAAUGUGUUUCACCCUACUGCACUUGCAGAUAAGCUAUUAGCUUCUCUAGGGCCUAGUUUCCUUGGUCCUGUUGCAAUUCUCAGGAUUUGGAGUUUCUGUUUGUUCUAUGUCAUGGCUGAGCUCUGGGGAAGUGUUGUGGUUUCAGUUUUGUUUUGGGGGUUUGCUAACCAGAUAACAACUGUCGACGAAGCCAAGAAAUUCUAUCCACUGUUCGGACUUGGAGCAAAUGUCGCCCUUAUUUUCUCGGGACGAACUGUCAAGUACUUCUCUAACCUGAGGAAAAAUUUGGGACCUGGAGUUGAUGGUUGGGCUGUUUCCCUGAAAGGAAUGAUGACUAUUGUUGUCUGCAUGGGGCUUGCAAUCUGUGGUAUCUAUUGGUGGGUUAACACUUUUGUGCCUCUUCCAACACGUAGCAGCAAGAAGAAGGCUAAGCCUAAGAUGGGUACAAUGGAAAGUAUUAAGUUCCUUGUAUCAUCAAGAUAUAUCAGGGAUCUUGCAACAUUGGUGGUUGCAUAUGGUAUCAGCAUCAACCUUGUCGAGGUCACAUGGAAAUCAAAGCUUAAGGCUCAGUUUCCAAGCCCGAACGAGUAUUCCGCUUUCAUGGGUGAUUUCUCAACUGCAACUGGAAUAGCAACUUUCUCAAUGAUGUUGCUCAGCCAAUGGAUUUUCAACAAAUAUGGAUGGGGAGUUGCAGCCAAGAUUACACCCACAGUUCUUCUCCUCACAGGAGUUGGAUUCUUCUCGCUGAUUUUGUUCGGUGGCCCUGUGGCACCCCUUAUCGGGCAGCUUGGAAUGACUCCUUUGCUUGCUGCAGUUUAUGUCGGUGCUCUGCAGAACAUAUUCAGUAAGAGUGCAAAAUACAGUUUAUUUGAUCCUUGCAAAGAAAUGGCUUAUAUCCCCUUGGACGAGGAAACAAAGCUUAAAGGGAAAGCAGCCAUUGAUGUUGUCUGCAACCCAUUGGGGAAAUCCGGAGGAGCUUUGAUUCAACAAUUCAUGAUCUUGACAUUCGGGUCACUUGCAAAUUCAACUCCCUACCUAGGUGGAAUUCUAUUGAUAAUUGUCCUUGCAUGGUUGGGGGCAGCGAAAUCGUUGGAUACUCAAUUCACUGCUUUGCGUCGUGAGGAAGAACUCGAGAAGGAGAUGGAAGAGAGGGCAAAUGUUAAGAUUCCAGUCGUGUCUCAAGAAGGAACUACUCUUUCCGUCGAAGUCGGAAAUGGGACUCUAGCAAAUGGAAUGAGUUCGUCAGGUGGAGACAAGUCCAGCAACAGCUCAUCCGAGUCUACAAAUCCCCGCAUCUAAGUAUAAUCUCUUAAACCUUACUUGAUGGGAUGAAAAGAAACCCAGGAUGAAUGGAAAUAAUCUGCUUGGUUAAAUUGGGGUAAUGUUUAGUAUUUGUGGAUAAGAAAUGAUCAGACCAUGAGGCAGGGUUUAGUUGCAGCUGAUUAUUUUAAAUCCCUUUGUUCCUUCUAGGGUUACAGAAUUCAGGAUUGUUUAAUUACUUAGAUUUACAAUUUGAUGGUUAAAAGUUUAAGUUUAAGUAGUUGUUCAAAUAAGAAUCGAAAAUUUUGACUUUAAAUCGAUAAAAUUCUUCCUCGUUUGUAUGGCUUGGAUAUACUAGAAAAACGUCAUUUCGUUUUG
Molecule: messenger RNA, 2538 nt
Organism: Papaver somniferum (opium poppy)
Lineage: Eukaryota; Viridiplantae; Streptophyta; Magnoliopsida; Ranunculales; Papaveraceae
Product: ADP,ATP carrier protein 1, chloroplastic-like
Exons: 5
Coding region: 298-2199 (633 amino acids)
Biological process (GO): nucleotide transport
Cellular component (GO): membrane
Molecular function (GO): ATP:ADP antiporter activity
Source: RefSeq, a predicted model, not a curated record